Messenger RNA from Gallus gallus (chicken), 2760 nucleotides. RefSeq names its product zinc finger protein 710 (gene ZNF710). NCBI's taxonomy places the organism in Eukaryota, Metazoa, Chordata, Aves, Galliformes, Phasianidae. The record is from RefSeq and is a predicted model, not a curated record. Gene Ontology annotation, cellular component: nucleus.
GGGCCCACGGCCCGCAGCCGCCGUCGCCCCGCGCCCUGCGGAGCCGCCGCGGGAGCGCACGCCAUGACCACGCGGGGCACUGACAUGGACCGUUUCACCGAGUGCGGGACGCAGACGGACGCCGUGGUGGUGCUGUCCCUGGCACAGGCUGCAGUGCUGGGCUUAGUGUCCGACAAUGAGCUGCUGGGGGCCACCGUCAGCCCUGCUGGCUUCUUCCCAGGGCUGGGGGGGGAGGGAGAGCCUGACAUCACAGCAGAGCCCGAGAGCGAGGGAAUGGCGCCGGACGGGCAGGAGGACGAGUCCCUGGAGGCAGAGUGCUCCCCGGAGAAGCACGCGCGCAGGAGGAAGCGGCCCCCGGUGAGGCUGCUGCCCAAGGUCAAGCGCGAGGAGGCGGAGGCGGAGGUGUUCGAGGUGGCCGUGCCCGAGGAGGACGAGGCCGAUCUGCAGCACGGUGCCCCGCCCGCCCCCCCCCCGGACCCCACGCCGGAGCCCAGCGGUGUCGUGAAGAUGAUUGACCUCAGCACCUUCAGCAGGAAGCCCCGGCGCCUGCGGCACCUGCGCCGGCACACGCGCCAGCAGCCCCACGGCCGCGAACCCAACCCGGCGCAGGGCACCGCGCAGACACCGUGCGCCUUCGAGGCGGGAGCCCCGUCCCCUGGGGAGCCCGAGGCGCCCGCGUCCCCCGAGCGGGUGAAGAGCGAGCAGGGCUUCUCGUGGCAGGAGCCGGGGGAGAUGGAGGCGGAUGCUGCGGGUGACAACAGCGAGCACAGCAAGAAGGCGCAGCUGGACCGGCUGGACAUCAACGUGCAGAUCGACGACUCGUACCUGGUGGAGGCGGGGGACCGCCAGAAGCGCUGGCAGUGCCGCAUGUGCGAGAAGUCCUACACCUCCAAGUACAACCUGGUGACCCACAUCCUGGGCCACAACGGCAUCAAGCCGCACUCCUGCCCGCACUGCAACAAGCUGUUCAAGCAGCCCAGCCACCUGCAGACCCACCUGCUGACCCACCAGGGCACGCGGCCGCACAAGUGCGAGGUGUGCAGCAAGGCGUUCACGCAGACCAGCCACCUGAAGCGGCACAUGCUGCUGCACACCGACAUCAAGCCCUACAGCUGCCGCUUCUGCGGCCGCGGCUUCGCCUACCCCAGCGAGCUGAAGGCACACGAGGUGAAGCACGAGAGCGGCCGCUGCCACGUCUGCGUGGAGUGCGGGCUGGACUUCUCCACGCUCACCCAGCUGAAGCGGCACCUGGCCACGCACCAGGGCCCCACGCUGUACCAGUGCCUGGAGUGCAGCAAGUCCUUCCACUACCGCAGCCAGCUGCAGAACCACAUGCUGAAGCACCAGAAUGUCCGGCCCUUUGUCUGCACCGAGUGCGGCAUGGAGUUCAGCCAGAUCCACCACCUCAAGCAGCACUCGCUCACGCACAAGGGCGUGAAGGAGUUCAAGUGCGAGGUGUGCGGGCGCGAGUUCACGCUGCAGGCCAACAUGAAGCGGCACAUGCUCAUCCACACCAGCGUCCGGCCCUACCAGUGCCACAUCUGCUUCAAGACGUUUGUGCAGAAGCAGACGCUGAAGACCCACAUGAUUGUGCACUCACCGGUGAAGCCAUUCAAGUGCAAGGUCUGCGGGAAGUCCUUCAACCGCAUGUACAACCUGCUGGGCCACAUGCACCUGCACGCGGGCAGCAAGCCCUUCAAGUGCCCCUACUGCUCCAGCAAGUUCAACUUGAAAGGCAACCUGAGCCGGCACAUGAAGGUCAAGCAUGGCGUGAUGGACAUCAGUCUGGACAGUCAAGAUCCCAUGAUGGACCUGUCUGGGGCUGAGCACACCGAGCUGGACGGGCAGCAGGAGAUGGAGGACUACGAGGAGGAGAACUCGUACGGCUAUGAGGGUGUGGGGAACCCCCCGGACGACAGCGUGCUGGCAGAGCAGGCCAUGAAGGAGAUGGCGUAUUACAACAUGUUGUAGCAAGGAGGGCGGGUGGCCCGGGGUGGGCGGGGGGGUGGCGAAAUGGACCCGGCGUGUAAGAGAACUGCUGCUGGGGUGCAGUGCUGCUGCAGGGGGGUGAGCAGGGGGCAGGCAGGGAUAUCCCUAAAGCACGGCUGGGCACAGGGCGGGGAGCCUGGGAGAGCUCUCGCCUUCAUGGGGACGUUCCCGCUGGGGCCCGUUCUCCCUAAACCUCUGGAGAAGGAGUGCCCCUCUGCCCGCUGCCCUGCCACCCCCCUCGCCCCCCACACCUCAGUGCUGGCCGGGCCCUCGCCCCGCUCCUCACCCGCAGCCCUGUGUGAUGUACUUGAAGCCGGCAGGCUGCGCCCCAGCAGACGAUGAGCGUCGCUGCUGAUCCUACCUCCUGGGUCCCCGCUCGGCUGCGCCGUGCCAUGCAUCAGCCUGGCAUCCCCUGCAUGGAGACCAGCACUGCACCACCCCGCGCUCCCCAGCUCCUCACAGCGCAGAGCGGCUCCUGUUGCUCUGGCACCGGCGCUGAGCUGGUACGGGCAGAGCUGGGCAGGCCACGAGAGGCCACAGGGCACACACACAAAGAGUAUUUUCUUACAAACUAAUUGCAAAGCUCAGCGGAAGCAGCAGCUCUGAGUACAGAGCGGCUUUGGUGAGCGAUGUAUUUAAAGGAAGGCAAACCCUGUUCAACUUGAGCAAAUGAUGGUAUUUUGAAAGUAAUUUAUUUUUUUCAGAUGUGCCGCGUGGUUGGAUUUAUCUUUUCACUGAGUUCAGUUUCCUUCAACCAAUGUUCUUUGUAAA